CCCUCUAAUAAGGCGCCUCAUCACCAGUUCGCUUGGAGACGGGAUAUUUUUUCCCAAUCAAAAGCAGUCGAUUUUCCGUCGCAGCAUCAUUGACAUAAGUGCGGGAUUAUAGGAUUGCCGCUGCUGGAUUCCUAUGCAGAAUAUGCUUUAAUGAAGCACGAUGGAUAACCUGCUCCAGUAACGCGCGCGUGAUUGAUGUGGAUGCUUCUGAAUGCGCUUUGCAGACGCAUCGCCUUAAAGUUUCAAUGCUGACAUAGAGCAGAAAAACAGCGGAGAGAAGACCUCAGUCUAAGGAACUGGAAAGGAUAGAUCAAAUGUCUUUUUCGGGACCUUUCGGCCUAUUGCUGAAUUUAUCUCUAGCCAGAUGGCCCCAAGAAAUGCGCGUAACAAUUUCUACAUUUUGGGCUCCAGUUGCGGGAAUGGCAACGCUGGAACCCAAGGCAUGUCGGAAUGGAUAGGCUUGUCCUUGUGCCGAAAAUGUGUUGACUUGGACGGAGUGUGGACCAAGUGUCUGAUAUCUGUUGGAAUUACAUUGCUCCUGGUGCCGUCCAUAUUUGCCAUAGACGAUGAAGCAAGACUCGAGGCAUCAGGACAACCCCUCAGUCCUUCCCAGGAUCCAACCGGAGCCCCAAACAUCACAGUCUCUUCGUCGCUGCUGGAGGAUGAAGACUUCGCCUCGCUGUACAACUCCCCACCAGCGAGGGCAGAAAGCACAAGGGAGCAGCCUGUGUUCGCCUCGGUGCAGACCCUGCAGGUUGCAGAGACACAGCCUCAGGCGCUGGUGCAUUCUCUGCCCUCCCCACCCGGCAACAGUGACAAUCGCACCAAUCAAAAGUCCGCUGGGGAGCAGGGCGUCAGAGUGCCAAAUCCACCGUCCCCGGCACAUAAAAUCAACAGUGUCUUGACCACUAGCUCAGACGAGACUCUUAGUGAAUUCCCCAGAAACCCUGAUCUUCCCACCGCCCCGGGAUCCUCUUUCAUGAUUGUGGCAGAGACAGAUGCUACACUCACUGACAAUGUGACAAAUUCGGUCUCCUUUUCCGCUUUUAACGGCACUUCUGAAAGGGCUGAAAACGCUUCGUCCGGCUCUUCAGCAAGCAGCAACUCCCACACUGUGACCAGCGACACUCUCCAACUCACCACAGUGACCACCACGACUGUCACGCCCUUAACUGUGACAUCAAUGACUGUGACUCCGCCCACUGCCAUCGUCGUGGUGAAAGAGGUCACGACCACAAUGCCGACCACUACAGCCACCCAGACCACAACAACCGAGACGGAACCACCGACGACAACCACCACUACCACUACAACUACCACCACCACAACAACCACAAAAACACCUACAACCACUUUAGCAACCACAACAACGACAACCCCUCUUCAGACCACUGUUGUAUCUACCUCUGGAAGUACCACGACUGAAGCGAGCACCCCUCCUACUGACAGUUCACCUUUGACCUGUAACGUGACCGAAAGAUUAUGGGUGAAAACAGUGUUGUCCAUCCAGAUGCGACGAAAUCGCCUAGAAGCUGAAAUGAGACAGAACCUGUCUAAAGGUUUCACACAGGCAUUUCAGAGAGCAUUCAAUGACAGCAACGUCCGUGUUCAGUUGGAAAAAGAUAUCUGCACGCCUUCUAAUGUGACUGUGGGCUACUACGUCUUGAGAGGGAAGUCCGUGUUGGUGGCCUCUGUUGUGAUGGACACAUUAACUUCCUAUGGUUUCAACAAGCUAUUGAAUGACAUCAGAGAGUAUGUUCCUGUGGUGUUGGCCAUCCCCAAUCCUGUGGCCCCCUGGCUGCCCAGCCUCGGCAUCCACCUGCAGCUCAAAACGGUUCUCAGGUUUGUCGGAUCAACCGAUGACAUCAAGUCUUGCGGGUUCAUCCAAAUGAUGGAGCAACGAUUGGAAAAUGUGUUUGCUGAGGCGCAGGAGAAAGUGGAGGACUCUUAUGGGACUCUUUCUGUUGAGAUUCUGAACACGUAUCAAACGGGGAAUUCUUUGGCAGUCACUUUGGUGUAUGUGGUGUGGAACGGUAGCACUCCGUUGAGCGGUACUAUGUCCAGCGGUCUCCUUAACCAGCUCACUUCCGAGCUGGUGGGCUACUUUCUCUUCUUCCCCCCUCUGAUCAACGCUGAGCCUCUAGAGUACCACAACCUUAACACUUCAGUAGCAACCCGAGAUUACUGGGUAAUCACAGUAAUUCAGGACGUUGACAGCUCUUCUCUUGAGGGGAGUUAUCAGAGCUUUGCUAGUCUAAUGGAGCAGCGCCUGGCGGAGCUCUUUCUGGUUGCCAGUCGACGUGGCCUUCGCUUCAGGAGAGCCACGACUGUAGGCGAUUACACUGUCCAGAUGGUCAGCAUCCGACGACUGUCUGGUCCUAAGAACCCAGCUGAAAUGACCUACUACAUACAAGUAGAUGGCUCUCCCAUAACUGGCACUGCUGCAGCUAAGACCCUCAACACGGUGGACUCUCAAACCAUGGCUCUCUCUCUGGGCUACUUCGUCCAAGUUCAAGCAGAGCCGGUGGUGAAGAAUCUGCCUAGUAACCUCUGGAUACUGGCGGUCCUGAUACCUGUAUCGCUGGUGAUGGUUGUGGUGAUUAUGGCGGUUGCUAUCAUAUGCAGGAGAAACCGAACUGUAUUCAAAACCAGUGCAUUUCGCAAUUUUCAUCCCCGCACGAAGACCUCAUAUCGAAGAGAUGGGAGUUAUCACCACCAGGUAUUUCUGGCUUGUGCUUGCAAACUAACCAUUGCCUCUGUUGCCAUGGCUACCUGCAGCAGGUUGCCAAGCAAGGACGGCUCUGUUUCGAGCAACGAAUCUGGGAAGCUGAACACGGGCAGAAGCUCCACAGCUCGGAGAUCAACAGUACAGAAAGCACCCAAAGAAGAGCAACACACAAGAAAUGACCAUUAUGACUCUCUAACUGGCUCUCUACGCCUCAUCACCAUCAAGCCUAUGGCUGCCCCACUCAACUAUUCCUAUCCUGACUCCUCCAAUCACAGCCAAGACUCUGUCAUCCUGAACGGAGAGGUCAACAUGGGGCUGAAGCAGAAGUCGGACAUCGAGCAUUACCGGAAUAAGCUGAGGUUAAAAGCUAAAAGGAAAGGUUACAGUGACGGGCCAGUCACUAGCAGCAGCGGGAGCGGCAGCGGACACAUGUACAGCCAUCGAGACCGGCUGAGGUGUGAGAAUGCUUCUCUGGACCUGGAAGAUCUGAGGGGGCCGAAGGAGGACAGGAAACCCUCCACUUACGUAAAGUACCGCAGGAGUGACUCCCACAGGGAACCUGCAUAUUGGAGCAGGCAGUCUCUGAACACCCCGAGCCCUGUAGAGACAGAGAUGGACAUGCUGGUCAUGAGGGAGAGAUCUGGGAGGGGCAUCCGCAACAGCGGCUACGAUGGUGAGCCCGAGGCAUUUGAAGAGACGGAUGUGGACCAUCUUCUGAGUUCCUUGGGUUUCGGCGGUGGUCACCAGGUCAAAGGUCACUCGGACUCGUCCACCUUGAGCUCGCAGCCCUCCAUCAAUGAAGUGAGGCAGCAGAUGCACCUCCUCUUGGACAACGCCUUUGGUUUGGCCUCUGCCAAGCCAAACCCGGGCAACCACCACCACCAUCACCACCACCCUCACAGUCCGUACAACCCCAGCCAUGGUAGCCCUUACCUGGAUGGAGUUACCAGCGCACCUGGGACUAUGAACCACCCCAGUGGAGCUCUACAGCGCGGCUCCUCCUUUGGGCCGGAUAUGCACCAGUGUAGCCUCCCCAAACCAGGAUUCAGGUUUACCCAGCUGCCUGAUAUGGGUUUGGGUUCCCCGCCACCCCUCAUUCCUCCAAGAGCCCCACCUGGAACUUCACUAAGAGGCUCCACACCAGACAUGAGUCUGAAGCCUGGUGUGUCUGAGGCCUCAGAGAUGAGUCAGCACAAUGGCACCCCCUACCUGCCAAUCAACCGAGCUCCUUUCCCUGCUGUUACCGUCGACGAGUCUAUGACAAGCUACUCAGGAAACCCAAUGACAGCAGUAUAUGCCAUAUCUGCCAACCGCCCCGGCUACUCGGACUACUUCGUCCUGUCUCCACCGUCCUCCUACCGGAGCCCGUCUUGGAUGUCCUACCCUCCAGAGCCAGAGGACCUUCCACGUCAGUGGAAUGACACGGUAAAGAACCAGUGUCACCUGGAGACCAUCUGCUGAAUUGGAGUCCUUUCUGAUGCUGAGCAGACACUGAAAUUUACCAGGGGUUUGAACCACCAAAAAGAAUCGUCGUCUACUCUGAAAUUUCAGAUUCAGCAGCCCCAACUGACCAUGACGCUCGGCCGAAUGGCCAACCAGACCCACAAGCCACAAACUCACCUGCCAGCCUAAGCGAGAUGCAGCACCCGUUAUUAAUCAACAUCUACAGUGAGGGUAAAUCACCAAACAACCACGCUGAACAAACAACAGGUUGCCUCACUGGUCAAAACUGUGUUUUCUUAAAGCUUUUUCAAAUUUAGAAGUGUUGUAUCUAAUGCAGGUGGUUUUACGUGUGUUUUAAACACCCAAGUUACUAAUAACGAAAAACUAAAACAUUUUUUUUUCCAUCUUGGGCUUUCCUUGCUUCAUCGAUGCCUAUCUGUGUCUUUUGCUCUCAUUCAUGCAGUUUUUAAAGAAACUGAUAUUACUGUAGGCAUUUUGCAGGUGAUUCUUUUCGUGCACUCCGUACAGCUUAAGUAAAAAAGUGAAGAUGACGAUGAAGGAUGUAAAAGAAAUCAAACAUUUGGAGGGAUGUGAGAUCCUGUACUGUAUUUACCGUAGUCACAAUGGGGGGGAAAUAGUAUACGCUUUUU
This is a messenger RNA of Sinocyclocheilus grahami, 4821 nucleotides long. Its product is annotated as UPF0606 protein KIAA1549L-like. The transcript has 23 exons. The record is from RefSeq and is a predicted model, not a curated record. Bases 365 to 4189 code for a protein of 1274 amino acids. NCBI's taxonomy places the organism in Eukaryota, Metazoa, Chordata, Actinopteri, Cypriniformes, Cyprinidae.